This is a messenger RNA of Euleptes europaea (tarantolino), 1051 nucleotides long. RefSeq names its product sarcoglycan beta (gene SGCB). Bases 1 to 960 code for a protein of 319 amino acids. The record is from RefSeq and is a predicted model, not a curated record. Gene Ontology annotation, biological process: muscle organ development. The transcript has 6 exons. Gene Ontology annotation, cellular component: sarcolemma; sarcoglycan complex. NCBI's taxonomy places the organism in Eukaryota, Metazoa, Chordata, Lepidosauria, Squamata, Sphaerodactylidae.
AUGGCGGCGACCGCGGCGGCGGCCGCCUCAGAACAGCAAAGCUCUAAUGGUCCCAUGAAGAAGUCCAUGCGUGAGAAGGCUGUGGAGCGGAGGAACAUUAACAAAGAACAUAAUAGCAACUUCAAGGCUGGAUAUAUUCCCAUUGAUGAAGAUCGGCUGCACAAAACUGGCUUACGGGGCCGAAAAGGCAACUUGGCUAUUUGUGUGAUCAUCCUCCUUUUUAUUUUGGCUGUCAUCAAUUUGAUUAUCACGCUCAUCAUCUGGGCGGUGAUUCGUAUCGGGCCCAGUGGCUGUGACAGCAUGGAGUUUCAUGAGAGUGGCUUACUGCGAUUUAAACAAGACUCUGACAUGGGAAUUAUACAUCCGUUGUACAAGAGCACAGUGGGAGGCCGGCGAAACGAAGAUUUGGUGAUUGUUGGAGAGAACCAGCCAAUUGUGUUUCAGCAAGGAGAAACAAAACUCAGCGUUGAAACGGAUAAAACAUUAAUCACCAGUGAUAUUGGUAUAGAAUUUGUUGACCCACGGACACAGAACACAUUGUUCAGCACUGACUACAAUACUCACGAAUUUCAUCUGCCGAGCGGAGUAAAAACUUUGAAUGUCCAAAGAGCAUCUACAGAGAGGGUUACCAGUAAUGCUACCAGUGAUCUAAAUAUAAAGACUGAUGAGCGUGCUGUUGUCCGUGGAAAUGAGGGCGUUUUUAUUAUGGGAAAAUCCAUUGAGUUUCAUAUGGGAGGCAAUCUGGAGCUCAGAGCAGACAACAGCAUUAUCCUGAAUGGAAGCGUGGUACUCAAUACAUCCCGACUGCCAAGUUAUUCUUAUGGAGAACAGUUUAAUAAUGGCGACUGGGAACGCUACAAGCUUUGCAUGUGUUCAGAUGGGACUCUAUUCCGUGUUCCAGUGAAGAGCCGCAACAUGGGUUGUCAAACCUCAGUUAAUCCAUGUGGUAAUACGUAUUAAAUGCAAUGCCAGAACAUGACUGAAAGAUAUUUGUAUUUAUUGAGUUGUAUCAUACCAGUUUUUCCAUUUAUGCAAGAUGGAAGAUGUGCUA